This is a messenger RNA of Helianthus annuus (common sunflower), 468 nucleotides long. RefSeq lists its product as uncharacterized. The coding region runs from base 1 to 468 and encodes 155 amino acids. The record is from RefSeq and is a predicted model, not a curated record. The transcript has a single exon. NCBI's taxonomy places the organism in Eukaryota, Viridiplantae, Streptophyta, Magnoliopsida, Asterales, Asteraceae.
AUGAGAGAUGGAGAACAGGUAGGAGAUUAUUUCUCUCGGGUGAUGUCGAUCGUGAGUCAGAAGAGAGUUUUUGGUGAGAAAGUUGCUGAUCAAAUCAUUGUGGAGAAGAUCUUGCGUAGUAUGUCCCCCAAGUUUGAUCACGUGGUGCCAUCUAUUGAGGUAUCCUUUGACUUAUCCAAAUUAUCGCCUGUAAAAUUAAUGGGAUCACUCCAAUCACAGGAAGAAAGAAUUAAUAGACGGUCUCAGGACAUAGUUGAAGAAAAUGAUGAACAUGCUCUUCAAGUUUUUCAAGAUAACAAUCCGGCUUCUAGGUUUAAUACUUAUAAAGGUCGAGGCAGAGCUCUCCACGUGGGAGAGGCCGAGGUGGUCGUGGUUUUGAUAGAAGCAAAGUUCCACAAUGUCAUGUGUGCAAUAAGUUUGGUCACGUUAAAAGGGAUUGUUGGUAUAAUACCGAAGAUGCCCAAGUGA